Molecule: messenger RNA, 1029 nt
Organism: Pocillopora meandrina
Lineage: Eukaryota; Metazoa; Cnidaria; Anthozoa; Scleractinia; Pocilloporidae
Source: the annotation of a GenBank genome assembly
AUGGUCAGACUUGUGCUGCUUAUGACAAUUUUGUGUGCACCUAUGACAAUUUUGUGUGCACCUAUGACAAGUGCGGUACGUACUGAAAGUAUUUUGGGAGUUGUUGUUGUUGUUGUAGGUGCCUAUUUUGCACCUAAAAUUUAUUAUGUUCACUUCACCGAAAGCUGUAGUCACCCAUGGGUUAAACCCAACAUGACUGCCGGUUUACAAUCAACCCUUCAAAGGCGGGUGUUUGGUCAACACUUGGUCACAAAGACCAUUCCAAAGGUUCUUGGCGCACAUUUGAAGAAUACGUCGCCUAAAAAAGCAUUAGUGCUUUCCUUCAACGGCGGGACAGGGACGGGAAAGAACUUUGUGAGCAAAAUAAUUGCCGAACAUAUCUUCAAGAAGGGACUGAAGAGUGACCAUGUUCAUCUGAUCAUGGUUACACAUGAAUACCCUCAUCAGCCCAAAGUUGACAUUUACAAGGAACAGCUGCGUAAUCGAGUGAAAGAUUCUGUAACAAAGUGUCCUAGAUCGCUAUUUAUCUUCGACGAAAUGGACAAAAUGCCCACAGGCCUCAUAGAUGUGCUUAAACCAUAUUUAGAUUACCACCCUCCUGAUGCAGGCAAGAUCGAUUAUCGUAAAAGUACCUUCAUAUUUCUUAGCAAUAGAGGGGGUGAUUCGAUCGAUGCGGCUGUUUUAAAACACAUGAAAGACGGAAAGAAACGAGAAGAUUUCAAGAUCACAGACAUACAAAGAGAAAUCCAUCUCGAAGAACAUCGUAACGAAGGUGGACUUUGGCAUUCCUCGCUAAUUGAUAAUUCUGUCAUCGAUCACGUUAUUCCAUUUCUGCCGAUGGAGAGACCUCACGUUAAAAUGUGUGCCAAAGCCGAUUUAGAAGAAAAAGGACACCCAGUCACAGAUUUCAUCUUAAACAUGGUGGCAGAUGAAAUAUCAUACUUUCCAAAUGAUAUUAAGGUAUUUUCUCUGUCUGGUUGUAAGACUAUUUCAGGCAAGGUUGACUAUGUGAUGGGUGACGAACUUUGA